Messenger RNA from Amoebophrya sp. A25, 266 nucleotides. The record is from the annotation of a GenBank genome assembly. Lineage: Eukaryota; Dinophyceae; Syndiniales; Amoebophryaceae.
AGCGGGAGGUGCGCGAGGAGAAGCGGAGAGCCGUGAAAGGAAAAGCUAACUCCACACGUAUGCUCCUCCGUAGAGAAAAACAACGGACUGCUGGUCAUCAUAAAAGGAGCCAUGAUAGGAUGAAGAGGAUUAAGGACAAGAACAAGAGAGAACAACAACUUCUAGGGGCUCCGCAAGGAGACUGUCAGGAGAGAGAACAACAACUUCCAGCUGGAGGUCUACAAGAAGUUCCACGAGGAGCAGGCUUUCAAGUAGGGGAAAUGGAG